Messenger RNA from Rhinichthys klamathensis goyatoka, 3088 nucleotides. It is a transcript of the gene rbm44, whose product is annotated as RNA binding motif protein 44. Bases 92 to 2980 code for a protein of 962 amino acids. Lineage: Eukaryota; Metazoa; Chordata; Actinopteri; Cypriniformes; Leuciscidae. Gene Ontology annotation, molecular function: RNA binding. The transcript is spliced from 18 exons. The record is from RefSeq and is a predicted model, not a curated record.
AUGCGCUUAGGCUGUUUUAAUUUCGAUAAAUACCGGUGCAAACAAAGUCUAACGGAUUUUGUUCUUGAAUUGGAUCAUUUAAGUGUUCCAAAUGUGGUAUCCUCCACCUGUCGUCUUACCGUUCGUCUUUGAAUCUUUGAGUUCCAUCGCAUAUGAGGAUCGUUCUAACACAGCCAUGUGGCAGCAAGUCAUUCCCUUUGACCAAUAUGCAUAUGCAGUGAACGGGAUUGGUGGCUUUCACAAUGAUCGAUUGUAUAACGUUACCAAUGAUGGAAGGAAGUUUCUGUUGAUGAGGUCACUGUAUGAGCUUGUCUGGGCCAAUUAUUACCUGGAACUCAAAGAUCCAAAGUUGCUUGGGUGGUUCCAAUGUUUAACACCAGAGGACAGGACCUUAAUACAACAAGAGGGAGGGUAUCUGCUAUUUUUGAAGAAACACCCUGCACUUGAAGUAGCCAGACAGUACGUGUUUGUGAAACCAAACACCAGAGGAAACAGUGUUCCCCCUCCAACAACUACCGGUAUGUCAUCAAACAGGUCCAGUUACCCAACAUUUUAUGGUGCCUUUCGGUGUCAGAACUGUAGGACCAGUUGUCCAUUUGGUACCAAGAAGUGUAGCCAUUGUGGCAUUCACGUUGCAAUUUCUGAGGACAAAGUCUGUGUGUCAGAGAAUGAGAAACAACUUGAGCUGCUGCCAAACAGUGUGAAAGAAGAGCUGAACGUCUUCACUGCUCAAAGUGACGUCACAAAGCAGAAUAUUAAUUUAGGUUGCAUGCAGAGUACCUUAAACGCGCAGAAAGCUACACACAGACAGAGUUUUAAUGAUGGGAGCCCUGCUGCACAUCAUCCUCCAUACAGUAAAGGAAUGUGUCCCCAUGCCCAGUGCCUGUCUCAGCUGUGGAAGGAAGUAGAGAACCGGGAGGACACCAAACACUUCAAGGACACAACAGCCCAGGCGAGCUUCUCCCUUGAUAUGGAGCUGGAUAAGCAGAGUCAUGUUCAGAGAAAUGACUAUAUCCAAAAAGAUCAACACCAAUUGUAUGAUCAAAUGGACAAAGCAGAUGACCCCAAUCUGGAUCAGGAAGGGAUGCCAGAAUACUACAGUUUCAGUAGCACCAGCUUGGACCACACCGUAUGGAGCGAUGGCAGCCGAAGUACGGAGGCAGGCGACGAUGAUUCAAUCAUGGCCACCAAAGGCAGUACAGAACUGUCAGAUGAACCUUCAGACGCCACUAUGGCCAGUGAUACUUCUGCAAACUCCACUGAUUGUUUCUCUUGUCUCAGCAAUACUUUCGAUCUGGCUGAUGAGUCCGGAGACAGUCAUGAAGACCUGCGAAAGAAGCAGGACUCAAGAUACGAGCAGCCGAUAGAGGAGGUCAAUGUGGGAUCUUCCGAAUCUGGUACUUCAGUUUCUGUGGACCAAAUAAUAGAUGCCUGUGGUGAUUUCAGAGCCUGCUUCACAUCUACAUGUGCAACAGAGCUUGGUCAGAUCUUCCAGGUGGAAAAUGUUGCCACUGACACUGACUUGCUAGCUGUCAGCCAUGAGAAAGAUACACAAACUGUGCAAAUGGCCACAUCUGAAAAGAACACCAUUACUGAAGUCUACAUGUCUGACUUGGAUGUCCUCACAGAGGAAUUCAUAAAACUUAAGGAGACUGAGAAGGAGCUGCUAAGGAGUAGAAAGGCAAGGAGAGUCUGUGGGUGUGACUGUGCCCAGCGAGUGAGAAGAACAGAGCUGCGUCUUCUCGCUCUUCAGUUUGUCAUGUGUCAACAGCACUGCUGGAGACGCUACUUCACCUCCCCACUAGGUGAAAGUGCUCAUCAAGGUACUGAGGCCCUGCCAGACAGCAUAGCAGAAACUCUGAAUACACUACAGAAAGAUUACCAUGAGAUGAGGAGACGGAUUCUGACAGGCACUUCUCUGGAUGACCUCAGGCCCCUGUCAGUAGAUUCUGAAAAGAUAACUACAGGGACAAACUACAGCCCAGCAUUGGUACUUGAUGCCCAUUUAGACUUAUUUGACAGUCCAGAAAGUACCAUUGCAAGUGGUCCCGGAGUGGAUGAAGAAAGUAAAGAGACGAGAGCACUGAACUCUGAAGUUUGUCAGGACACUGAAGCUGCUCCGGAUGAAGCAAAAUGUGAUGGCAACAAGAGAGAUGAAGUCGUCUUUUCACACAAGCAGCCAGGAGCUUCCACUGAGACGACCCCUGGUGCCAUCAAGGAUCCAAAUGGCAGCGAAGCUUGGUUUGAUGCAGAGGAGGAACUUGGGUCUCCAAAUCAAGAUGGAAAAACGGAGAAGCUGAUUGCAAAGAGGGAAAGUAUGAACUACAAAAUUAAGCACAAAGGGACUGAUGAAGAUGAUUCAAAACAAAGUUCCAUCUUGUGCGUUACAUGCUUGCCAGACAAUGUCAGUGAGCAUGAAGUGCUGCUUUGGUUUGAGAAGUACAAUGCUAUGAAUGUCAGUAUCUCCACUUUCAGCAACAAUAUGAGGGCAGCUAUUGUUUAUCUCAAGAGCUCCAGCGACGCCAAGGCAGCAGUUGAAGAUCUAAAUGGUCGCUCCCUCCAAGGUCACACUGUCCAGGUGGUGCAACUCUGUCGGGCUGCUUUAGCUGAGCCUACACUGAGCGAUCCGUCUCACAGCACCUCAGAAACUGCAGGGGAUGGACUUGGAACAAAGGGCGUAACCUACAGUCCAUCACAUGGAGGGCCGCGUUGUAGUGUGGACAGGUUGACCAAUGUGUGCGACUCGCCUACAGCCUCUGGUACAUGUGUGCCACAGCACUACGCCACAAUGGGAAGCUUUGACACAAUCAUGGCCCGGAUGUCGGAGCGCCACCCAAACAUAGGCCGCCAAAGGAUCGUGGAUGCCCUGCUGGAACUGCGGGCCAAGCAUCAGGGCUUCCUCAGUGGCCUUCCAUUGAGAUCUAUAGUGGAUAUGACCUCUGAGCUUCUCACACAGGCCUCUACCCCCACAUGCAUUUGAGUUUGUGCUGUUUUAAUCAGUGGUUCGUUCCCUGACCAGUAUGAUUGGAUUUCACUUGGCAGUUCCAUUUUUGCAACAAACUUUUGUUAUGUAUAAACAUUUUGUUGU